CUAUAUGGCGUUGUCUAUUCUGUCCAGGAAGUAAUUUUUUUCGUUCUGGCAAUACCCGUCGAUGUCCUUUAUAUUCGAACUCUCCCAUUUCUUUAUUCACAUAAAGACUGGAAACAAUUUUCACUGUCUUCUGUUUUCUUCAAUUUUCCUGCGUAAACAAAGCAAUGGCUGGAACAACAUUCUCUCUUCCCAUUCUCCCCUUCCUGCUGAUGCUUUUGCUAUGCAAUGCUGGAGGGAUGAUCAAAACGGCUAACGCACAGGAUAAAACCUGGUGUGUUGCAAAGCCAUCAUCAACUGAUGCUGAACUGUCUGCAAAUCUUGAAUUUGCUUGUGGUCAUGUUGAUUGCACGACCAUACAACCAAAUGGACCCUGCUUCAACCCCAAUACCUUCAUAAAUCAUGCAUCAGUUGCUAUGAAUCUUUACUACGGUUUCCAUGGCCGAAACCUUUGGAAUUGUGACUACCAUAAGUCUGGUCUCAUUACUAAAACUGAUCCAAGUUAUGGGACCUGCCAAUAUGCUUAGUUGGUGCACAAGGUUCUGAAGAAUUUAUGAGCAUGGUUGUAUGAUAAGCUGGAGGAGUCUCCUUGCUACACUUUCCAUGAACUUCAGCUUUAUCUAUAAUAAUA
Messenger RNA from Populus euphratica (Euphrates poplar), 628 nucleotides. Its product is annotated as major pollen allergen Ole e 10-like. The transcript is spliced from 4 exons. The record is from RefSeq and is a predicted model, not a curated record. Lineage: Eukaryota; Viridiplantae; Streptophyta; Magnoliopsida; Malpighiales; Salicaceae. The coding region runs from base 165 to 524 and encodes 119 amino acids.